Penicillium brevicompactum is the source of this 708-nucleotide messenger RNA. Its product is annotated as cupin domain-containing protein. The transcript has a single exon. Lineage: Eukaryota; Fungi; Ascomycota; Eurotiomycetes; Eurotiales; Aspergillaceae. Gene Ontology annotation, cellular component: intracellular anatomical structure. The record is from RefSeq and is a predicted model, not a curated record. The coding region runs from base 1 to 708 and encodes 235 amino acids.
AUGGAAGUUUCAUUGCAAGAGCUUCAGUCGUGGCAAUUGAGCCUCACUCCCGCUGAUCGAUCUCACGCCGAGGGAGCAGGCGUUCAGAGAAUCAUCGACUUGUUGAACAUGGAAACGCACAUUGAAGGUGGAUACUUUGUCGAAACCGACCGCGAUGCACGCCAAAUCACUCUGGAAGGUGGAAAGUAUCAGCCGGCGCAGUACUCACAUAACACAGGAGAGCAGCGGCCCCUGAGUACGAGUAUCUUCUAUCUUCUCACCCCAAAGCGCUCGAUAGGCCAUUUCCAUCGCAAUGCGAGUCGCACUGUUCAUACUCUCCACCAAGGCAGGGGAAUUUAUGUUAUACUGAAAAAUGACAACGACCACGGGCUCAACAACUUUCAGAUUGAAACUUUCAGAGUUGGUCGUGACAUCGCCGGCGGAGAGAGGCUGCAAUGGAUAGUUGAAGGUGGCAACUAUAAGGCCAGUUUCUUGAUACCUGAUUCUAGUAUGGAAGAGGGAGAAUCGAAUUUGUUGAUCAGCGAGGUAAUGUCGCCAGCGAGUCGCCUAGUGCUCGGCACUGUGGAUUGUUUGUUGAUUGAGCUAAUUGAGAAGCAGACGGUUGUUCCGGGUUUCGAUUUCAAUGAUCACGACUUCUUGACUCUGGAUGACGCGAGGAAAAUGGUAAAAGAAGAAGAGAUAAAGUAUUUGGGAUGGCUGUUGAGGUAG